GCAACGCAUUUCUUCCGCUCCAUUUACGAAGGCUCCAUGUACAGCGUAUCGCUGUGUAGUUGCAGUCUUGCAGACGCUAUUAAAUAAUGUCAAAUACUUUUACAUAUUUCUAAUUUUACAACCACACUGCCCACUUAUGCCGCCCAUUAAACCCAUUAAUUGAUCUUUUAAUGAAACUGCAAGGCAUGAUCGAUGCGCUUUGCAAAAGAAAAUUCCUCCGAAUUCUCCUUAUCGUGGUCGGUAUUUUCGCCGCUCUCCAUUUCUUCCCCGCACUUCUUUUCCGGGACAACCGGAUCACCAUUAACUAUUUUGCUUUGUCAUGGAACUCCUUUUCCGACAAAAGCAUUGCUAAUCAUGGUAACAGUUCUGCACCAGAUACCACCGUCGUUCCUCCAACGGUCACCAAUUUCACUACGGAACCUGAUGUGGACGAAUUACAGCCAGCGUCGAAUUCCUCUCUGUGCCGGCUCAAUAUAUCAUAUCUGACAGGAUUUCGUCAUAUUGUGGUCCCUCAACUGCCAGAUAUCUCCGAGGUUACAAUAGAAGCCAAGCACCCAGAUUUGUCGCCGGGAGGGCAAUGGCGACCCGCAAACUGUACCAGUCGGGAGCGAGUCGUUAUUAUUGUUCCGUUGCGCGAUCGGGAGGCCCAUUUAAGGCUGCUAUUGGACCGGUUGCAUGCCGUUCUACGGCGUCAACAAGCUGAUUAUCGCAUAAUUGUCGUUGAGCAGUUUGGAGACGGCUUAUUCAAUAAAGGUGCUCUUCUGAAUGCGGGAUACAGGGAAGCUUUGGUGAAUGAUUCCCGUGACUGUUUUAUUUUUCAUGACGUCGAUCUCCUUUUGGAAAAUGACCGCAACCUGUACCGCUGUGCUUCACAGCCUCGACACUUAUCGCCAGCGGUGGAUAAAUUCGAUUACAAGCUGCCCUACAAGAUCCUGAUGGGCGGGGUUACCGCUUUCACGAAAGAGCAGUUUGAAAAGAUCAACGGAUACUCGAAUCUGUACUUGGGAUGGGGCGGCGAAGACGACGACAUUUUUUAUCGUCUCAACGACUCGGGUUACACCGUUCGCCGACCCGAUCCCUCCAUUGGCCGAUAUACAAUGAUUCGCCAUACACUCGAUGCCAGAAAUCCUCAGAAUCCCGACAGAUUCCGGCUGCUGAAUCAUGCCAAAUCGCGCCGCUUAAUGGAUGGCCUAUCUAGUCUGAACUACACAGCAGUCCGACGGGAAUACCGGAAGCUCUACACACGAAUCGUUGCCGACGUGCAUGCGCCACCGGUCUUCCCGCGACACUACCAGUGGCGGCCUUCCGGUGGCACCUUUUGGACCGAGAUGGAGACCUUCAUUCUCCAAUAUCCUUUCCUCAGCGUGAUUAUGUUUAUGCUCAUCAUCAUGCACGUUAUUGGCAUGAUGUGGUGUGGAUGUGCCUGGCUGGUGGCAAUGGUCGAAAUGGAUCACGUGGAUAAUACCGAACACAGACGUAUACGCGGCUAUUACGCUCAUGAGCGGAUAUGAACGAAUAUCUCCUAUCUAGUCUGAAAUCAUUUUUAGUGUUCACUCUUAUCGAAACGAAAAUACAUAUAAUUCCAAACACUUAAUUACUCGAAAUGCUGAUGAUUUUUGCUGGUUCCGGUAUGGUUAUGGUUUCUGCAUUCAAGCUAGGAAUUUAUCGUUUGCACCCCAUUUAUUGUCAAUUAUUAAGGACUCGCUGUCAUCAAAGAUGAUCUGGAAUCCAAUCCAUAAAUGAAUGAUUAAA
Paramacrobiotus metropolitanus is the source of this 1752-nucleotide messenger RNA. Its product is annotated as beta-1,4-N-acetylgalactosaminyltransferase bre-4-like. The coding region runs from base 171 to 1511 and encodes 446 amino acids. Gene Ontology annotation, molecular function: N-acetyl-beta-glucosaminyl-derivative 4-beta-N-acetylgalactosaminyltransferase activity. Gene Ontology annotation, biological process: carbohydrate metabolic process; glycosphingolipid biosynthetic process. The transcript has 4 exons. The record is from RefSeq and is a predicted model, not a curated record. Lineage: Eukaryota; Metazoa; Tardigrada; Eutardigrada; Parachela; Macrobiotidae.